Echinostoma caproni is the source of this 378-nucleotide messenger RNA. The record is from the annotation of a GenBank genome assembly. Lineage: Eukaryota; Metazoa; Platyhelminthes; Trematoda; Plagiorchiida; Echinostomatidae.
AUGGGUGUAAAUCCCCGUGCUUACCCGCUCGCGGGACCGGAACUAACAAACAAACUAAUCGAGUUGGUGAAACAAGCCGCCUCGUACAAACAGUUAAAGAAAGGAGCAAAUGAAGCUACGAAAGCGCUUAACCGUGGGAAAGCAGAAUUCAUUGUGAUGGCGGCGGAUAUCGAACCCCUCGAAAUAGUUCUUCACCUUCCUCUCCUUUGUGAAGACAAAAAUGUGCCAUAUGUAUUCAUCCCCUCGCAGAUGGCUCUAGGAAGAGCCUGUGGUGUUUCCCGAUCAGUUGCUGCAGUUGCUGUAACAGACAGCGAGGGAUCGCAGUUGAAGCCCCUAGUUGUGGCUAUACAACAAAGCAUCGAAAAGCUCCUUAUUUGA